Trichoplusia ni (cabbage looper) is the source of this 5447-nucleotide messenger RNA. RefSeq names its product probable serine/threonine-protein kinase nek3. The record is from RefSeq and is a predicted model, not a curated record. Lineage: Eukaryota; Metazoa; Arthropoda; Insecta; Lepidoptera; Noctuidae. The coding region runs from base 1811 to 4918 and encodes 1035 amino acids. The transcript has 8 exons.
GCCGAAAUAGUUCUUCAAGUAUUCGAUAUUAAACGUUCUAGUUAAAAUUUCCUCACACAUGCUUCAAUAUUGCUUUGUUUCGCAAGUAUACCGUUACCACAGUGUAGGCACUUUGAUGCGGUGACAAUAUGAGGGCUUGAGGCAACAGGCAAUUUUUAUUACGCUACUUACGUAUUAAAUAUUUCACGUUUUGCGGAAAUUUAAGUGUGUAUUAUUUUGUUUUAAGUAUGUAUAGUUUUAGUGUUACUAAACUCACGUUUUGAAUAUAAUUCAGUUAGAGAUGAUGUAAUUUAUUGUUGAGUAUGAGUAUGCCUGCUUAUUUACACUGACUUUCAUUGACAACCACGUUGAUGUUGAGUUACUACAACCAAAAAUACAUUUCUUGUGACGUGUCUUUGACAAUUGUUGUUUUUUAUCUGUUUACACAUUUACUUUUUAGUGAAAUCUUUAUAUUCUGAAUAUAUUAUUUAAUUAUUAAAAUCUGCCUUUUUAUUGGGACCAGCCCGCCACAUAUUUCCGUCUACGAUCUACAAUGAAAUCAACGAAAGCAACCGAAACACCUAAGCUUGGUACAAACCCAACAGAAACAUUUGACUACAUCAGAAUCUCUGUCGAAAUUAAUGAGAAAUAGUAAGAAGGACUUACUGUGUUACCUGAUAAGUUAUUAAAAAAUAUAGGUACUGUCAUGACACGCAACAAUGAUGUCAUUCUCAAUAAUACCAUUACUACGACUAAUGCCUACGUUACCAGGUAAGGUUAAUGCGUGAGCAACACAAAUACAUACUUAUUACUACUCUUUGUAAUGAUUUCCUCGGUGAGACGCACGACUAAACGCCUCUGUAUAGAUCUUGGUUCAAAGCCCAAUGUUUACCCUAGUCGCCCAGUACUUUAUCAGAGCGCUAUGACAGUGCACGUAUCCUCGCGACUGCAGUCACGACCUGAACCUAAUUGGAAUUUAUCGUCAUACAUGUUGUCAUCAGCAUCAUCUAUAAUGGAACUCCUUAGUGUUUUGUCGAGAAAACGUAUUUUGUCAUUUUUCUCUUGACAUAUUUCGCUUCAAUUCUAAAUUUUCCAGGUGUUAUUUGUAACAGCAAAAUAUUUUGUUAUCAUGGUAGUGUUUAUGACCUAAACAGAUUUCUCGAACGAAGACGUAAGACUAGACCAAACAUCUGCUAAUUAAACCUGAGUAUCGAGAGAUACUCUCACGCUCCAAUUGUAUCUUACUGAAACUCAAUUAGCAUUAAAAUCGAGUCACGCUAUUUAGGCACGCUAUAUCGAAUCUGUUCUACGCAAAAAAUGCCCAUAACUAUCGCUGCGUUGCUUUCCUAUCCUUAACCUUAAUAAGUCACCCGCGCAUGCGACGCAUUGUGUAGGGUGUUAGAUCGACAGUGAUACCUUACCGAUUUACGCGGUACGCCGUACGCGCGCUUAUUUGGUUUUACUUUUAGGAGAGCGUGCGCGAGCGCAACCACGCACUGCUCUUCCGUUAAGCCCGCUCAGUGCAACUACGACACUGGCCGAGAACGAACUUAGAACCUCUUGCGUACUGCGCCGAGAUCGCGCGCCGCUUCCACUGUGAACUGUGAACUUGCGGACUUUCUUGUGCCAAUUAUAUUGUGAUUGUGUUUUGUUUGGCAUUUAUACGAUAGUCCAAAGUGCCAUUCACAGUUUAUUUGAGUUUCAGAGACGUGCUUCACUGAGUGAUUCUGAAAGGUUCAACACAGAAUGCGGUUGGCCUACGCUUUUCGAGUGCGUUCUGAACACCUGACAUCACUGUAAUAUUAGCGCAUAGUUUAUACAAACACUCGCCAUGUAUUUAAGACUUACAGCCAUUUUGGCGUUCGCCGCCCAUCUAUGUAGUGUAUUAGCUGAUGGACCUGUUUACGGUGGGCAACCGAAUGUGGCCAGUUCUGCGCCCGCCGGCGGCGGCAACCUACUCACGCAAACUGUCUAUGGAUUCCUGGACUUCACCACUACAAUAGGCAACACCGUCAUGGUCUUCUCGCCUCAAUCAGCACCGCCACCAGAACCACCGAAAACCGAAAAGUCCGUCCAAGAAAAUAUCAUCGAAACGAAACCACCUCCGCCAUCAGUCACCAGUGUGAAACCUGAAGCCAUCAAACCAAGUAAAAUAUCUGAUAAAGACAAAACCAACAAGCCCGCCGCUCCUGCAGUACUAUCCAGUGCCGUGUCAGUAGUAUCUUCCCCACCGAAAAAAGAUAAUAAAGUACCUAAUGUGCCAAAAUCUGCAGCAAAGGAUCAAAAGCAAAUUAUAACGAAAGUCGAAGUAGUUGCGGGACCCUCAAAAACAAUCGAAAAUAGCUCUCAAAAACAAUCUUCACCAAAACCAAAAAAUACACAAUCUAACAAAAACAAGAAAAAUGAAGGUGUCAAAUCAGUAACGAACGUAGUAAGCAGCAAAGUUGAAGUAAAACAAAAUCCAUCAAUCAUCAGCUCUAAAGUUAACAGCGUUGUCCAAGUUAAAUCCAGCAGAGUUGAGGAAGAACCAGCAAUUUUAAUCACUAAUAAUAACAUCGGCGAGCCCGAAUAUGACUUCCUAUCUCGUCAACCUUCUGAAUUUGUAGAAGAAACUUACAAAGUCAUCAACAUACGUCCAUCGAAAGCUCCCGGUCAGAAACCAAAGCAUGGUCACAAAAAUCGUCAUCAACCGACCCCAGCCCCGGAUGAUGAUGAAGACCAUCCUCUUGGAUUAGUGACCACUCUCGGAGGCACUAUAGUCAAAGAUGGAUUGACAACUGUUCAUGAAACUAGCGUUAUCGGUACUUUCAUAUCUGGCAAGUAUGCCCAGGUGCUUAACAGCAAUUCGAAAAUACUUCCACAAGCUGGACAUCGAGGAAAGAUAUCGCCCACUCCUACUCACAGGAUAUUGAAGACUGUGGGACCGUCGAUAUCUAAAAAUACACACAGGCACCUGGAGCCUACUCCUUCCAUAAGCGACGAUGACAGCAAUUUCGCCAAAUCGACUCGCAGACAAAAUAACGGAGGAGGUUCAUUUAAAAAUCGCCACAGAACUCAACAGAACAGCAAUCCUGAACCCGAAAACCACAACAACAACCCGCCUCCUGCUCAGGGCAAGAAGUUUAAGAACAGGAAUAAUAAUUCACAACGCACUCAAAGUACUCGGUUCGGUCGGCCCGUGAAUACGCCUCAACUGGCUACCGUCUCUGUUUUCAGUGAAACAGCAUCCCCAUCGUUUUCCAAUAGGAGGAAGAGCAACCGUAACUCGGGACAUAAGACGACUGUGACGCCCUCGAGCAACAACGACAACCAGUCCAAACGUGGCUUCAAGCCCCGAGUUCAGCCCACGCCAGUUGAGCAAGUGACCCCAGCGGCAUCUACCAGUGUGUAUAAAUUUAAGUUGAACCGCGCGCCUGGUUCUGGACGCUGGCAAUACAAAACAAGCCCAAAGCCUAAAGUGACCAUUCGUAAACUUAAUGCUGAUGACGAACAACAAACAACGCCUAACCCUAAUCCGCUUCUAGAUGACACGCAAACGAAUGACAUAUCGCUUCAAGCCAGGUCUGAUAACGACUUAGAACUAUCAGGUUCACAGAGUGGUCCUGGUACUCUCCUGGAAAAUGACACCGAAGACAACUCAAUUGAGAAACCACCACCAGUCGAAACCUUAAAAGUAGAAAUUUCAACGCCCGCCGAUUUCCGAGAUGUUUACUAUGAAAUUGCUACUAUAAGGUCCCCAUACACAUUUCAGGUCGGCCGUGUCAAAAACACUCGUAUUAUUACUGUAACUUCUACGAUAGAAAAGCGUAUAGAACCCACGUUAGCAGUUAAUUCGCAAAGUUCUCUCAACGAACCGUUGACAGAAAACAUAUUAGCGACAGCAUCUCCAUACGAAAAGGAUCAUUAUUUAGAUUCAAGCAUUGUUACCUUACCUGCCAUAACCUUAUCUUCGGACAUGGAAACGCCACCGCUAGAAACCGUAACUGAAACAUUCAGCACGACUCAGAACAUGUUGAAAACACACAUUUUACCCGUCGUAAGAGAUGUGAACAUGACUUCAAGCUUAACUUUCGUUCAAACCUAUCAAGUGACCCGAUUAGUUACAGCUACGAAAACAUUGCCGCCGAUGGACUUCUUCCAAUUCAUCCCAAGUAAGACCUUAAAAGAAUUUAAUAGUCGACUCGAUGAAGCCGGAUCUGAAUUACAUUUAGAAUUAGAUUUUGGAGACAGCAAUGAAGAUGAAGAGGGCGUACCCAGACGCGUAUUCCCAGCCGAUCUUGACCUAGCCAGCAUUGGAUCUGACUUCGACCUUACUGAGGUGGACAAAUACAGAAUUCAAGAUAAUCACUUGAGACUCAAGAAGGCUCACGGUCAGAACAAAGGAAAUCACGUGACUGAAUCACCAAACCCACCCACACCAGCUUUGACUCCAGAACAAGCACAACAACUUGCACUUUUGAGACUUUUGAACCCAGCAGCUGCUGCCCAAAUUCCAGACGUAGUGACUACAUCUAAACCGAUUCUUAAGUACGAAACUAUAUACGAAUCUCACGUAAUUCCAGUCUUUGACGGCAAGACAACUAUUCAGAGCACCAUCUCGAGACCAGUAGCUACCAUAACUAAAACGGAAUACGAAAUAGGAACAAGCAGUCUUCCGGCCCUACCUCUACAAACUAUCAACCCACUUUUCCCUCAACAAUUUUCUAUUACAUCGACACCUGUCGUUGUGAACACAGAAGUAACAGCUACCAAUAGUCAAAUUUUGAAGUUAACAUUCGGUGCCAAGACGGUGUACACCACGCUGUUCACGACGCAGGUAGUGCCAACGGUGAUGACGUCAUACGUGACAUCAUCAGUGGCCGUGCAGCCGAGCGCCGCUCCCCCUGGCUACCCAGGCUACUACCCAGCGCCAUUUGCCCCCUUCCCCUACGUAGGAUAAGUUACCCAGUAAACAGUGUCGAAUCAAUGCGUGCGGACUAUAAGUUAAAUAUUGUGUUCACCAGUGUAUGUGAUGAUAACACGUAACUUUUGCACGAGAGACGGAACUUUAAACUGUGAAUGCGUUGUUGUAGUGCACGUGAUAAACUGUAUUGCGAGUAGGUGAACAGUAAACAGUGCAAAAGCAGCAGAACGUUGGGAUUUAUAGCCUUUGUGGAAACAUGAAAACUCUAAAGUUGUAUUUCUUAUAAAGUUUAGUGAGCUCGGCGCUAUGCGAUGUGUUAGCUAGUAAAAGUACGUGGAGGUAAUGUUUACCGACGUGUAAUAUAGAUAUGUUACGCAAUUCACUUUGUAUUCAGUAAUUGCUUUGUAAAUAUUUUUAUUUAUGAAUAGUACUUCUGUACAUAACUAUAGAGCUAUAGUUGUAGAUAGCUUCCUUAAAUAUAUUUUAUACUUUUGUACAUCUAUUUGCUUAGUAUAAGUGGGUUGUAUUACCUGGUACUACAUAUUAAAAUAAAUCAUAAAUAUUA